Molecule: messenger RNA, 296 nt
Organism: Amoebophrya sp. A25
Lineage: Eukaryota; Dinophyceae; Syndiniales; Amoebophryaceae
Source: the annotation of a GenBank genome assembly
CAGAGAGUCAACACCGAACCUAACCUAGAUCUCCAAAACAUAGUAAAGCUGCUCAUUGAAUUUUUCAUAUUCAUCUUCUUCAUAGUGAUCAUGAUCUCGCCAAUCAUAGUUGUUGCUUUAUGUAACCCGUACACUCAUCGAUGUUUUUUCUCUUACCAGAAACACAUAAGAUUUCGGGAACAGAUCUCAGAGGACGUGUUCAUAAGCGUAGUUCUAGUGUGCGUAAAAAAUUCAAAUGUAAUACUCAAAUGGGAGAACAAAAGCAAUCGUAUGGAUAUUACGUAAAAAAAUGUUGA